This is a messenger RNA of Pimephales promelas (fathead minnow), 1467 nucleotides long. The record is from RefSeq and is a predicted model, not a curated record. NCBI's taxonomy places the organism in Eukaryota, Metazoa, Chordata, Actinopteri, Cypriniformes, Leuciscidae.
AAACCAUACAGGUACAAAUAUAACACACAUUAGGACAUUAAUUAAACCUUAAUCAUUAUUUUCUUUACUUUAUUUUCAGGAAGUGAUUGUGUGAGGAUCAGAAGCUCCAGAGCAGCUCCAGUGUGUUUGUUGCUUCUGUGUGUUCUUCUGCUGACUGCAGUCAUAGUGCUGUGUGUCCACCUGCAGACCAAGAGCACAGACUACACUGAAGAAGAGAGAGACCAGCUACUAAACAUGAUUACCAACCUCACAGAAGAAAAAGACCAGCAACUAUCCAAGAUAACCAACCAAACAGAAGAGAGAGACCAGCAACUAUCCAAGAUAACCAACUUCACAGAAGAAAAAGACCAGCAACUAUCCAAGAUGACCAUCCAAACAGAAGAGAGAGACCAGCUACUAAACAAGAACAUAACCUUGACAAAUGAAAGAGACCAGUUCAAUCAGGAGAGAAAUGAACUGUGGAAAAUGCUUAAUGAAAUGGAUGGAUGUAUUUAUCAAUCUGGUUUUUACUAUAUGUCAUCUGAGGAGAAGAGCUGGACUGAGUGCAGAAGAUACUGUAGAGAGAGAGGAGCAGAUCUGAUCAUCAUAAACAACAAAGAGAAACAAGAUUUUGUAAUGAAGAUGUCUGGAAAGACUGGAGUCUGGUUGGGUCUGACUGACAGUGAUGUGGAGGACAGAUGGACAUGGGUUGAUGACAGCACACUGACCUAUACGUCCUGGAUGAGGAGUGAACCAAAUGGAAAAGUAAAGGAGAACUGUGCUGUGUUAUUUUCAUCAGGGUGGUGUGAUUAUCCAUGUAAUCGUGCUUUUAAAUGUAUCUGUGUGAGAAAUAUUGAAAAAAUUAGUAAUUAAAUAAAAUAUUAAUAAAACCUGUAACAACAAUAUGUGAUUGUGAACUGUGUUGUAACUAAGUCAAGUUUAUUAAUAUUCUCCUUUAGUUGUUAUAUGACUCACUUCUGUAUACUGACAGUGAAGAAAGUAUGUAUAAAACAUGGCGUCUUAUCACAAUAAAUGCAAAAUUAUUUAGCAUUAUUUAUUAACAUAUUUAUUAAAUGAGAGAGAGGUUAAUCACCUCUCGUUGCCCUCUGUACUGCACGAACACUGCAAGACAAAUGAUGCACGACAAAGCUGAAUUUUUUUUAAGUUCCAUGAGUCAAAAUUCGGCUAAAAAUAGCCCAGUGUAUGCCACCCUAUGGCACUGCAUGGUCUGGCCCUUCAGUAUCUGUCUGUGCUUUUAACUUUUCCCAAGCAUCAUUUGCACUCCUCUCAAGCUGGUUUGCUGGCUGUCCCAAAGACACGUUUGAGAUCUGUAGAGGACAGGGCUUUAUCAUCCUAUGCUCCUAAACUCGGGACUCACUUCAUAUUAGAGGUGCACAGAAUCAACAGCAUUUUUAAAUAUAACCUAGAAACAUUUUAGAAAACCUAGAAGCUUUUUUAUGCUUUUAACUAUUUUGUAUUUCAGGCUAU